This is a messenger RNA of Trichechus manatus latirostris (Florida manatee), 4089 nucleotides long. RefSeq names its product RUN domain containing 3B (gene RUNDC3B). Lineage: Eukaryota; Metazoa; Chordata; Mammalia; Sirenia; Trichechidae. The transcript has 11 exons. The record is from RefSeq and is a predicted model, not a curated record. Bases 212 to 1567 code for a protein of 451 amino acids.
GUGUGUGUGGUGCUCGGAUGCAGAGCGCGAGCUGUCAGUUCCCGGGCGCUAGACCCCCCGCCGCUGUCUUUCACACCCUCCCUCCUUCCGCGCUCUUUCCCUGCGUCCCUCCUGCGGCUCCACGGUCGCGCACAGAGCUAGAGCCUCAGGAAAUAGGAGUGGGUGGCGGAGGGGUCGCACAAGACAAAAGGGGCGCGGGGGUCAGCCCGCCAUGGCCUCCCGGAGCCUGGGGGGCCUGAGCGGGAGCCGCGGCGGUAAGAAGAGCUUGAGCGCCCGCAAUGCUGCGGUAGAGAGGAGGAACCUGAUCACUGUGUGCAGGUUUUCUGUGAAGACCCUGAUUGAUCGGUCCUGCUUUGAGACAAUUGAUGAUUCUUCUCCUGAAUUUAACAAUUUUGCAGCUAUUUUGGAACAGAUUCUAAGCCACCGGCUAAAAGGUCAAGUAACCUGGUUUGGUUACGAAAGUCCUCGUAGCUUCUGGGACUAUAUCAGAGUGGCUUGCCGGAAAGUCUCACAGAAUUGUAUCUGCAGCAUUGAAAAUAUGGAAAAUGUCAAUUCCUCUAGAGCCAAGGGUAGAGCCUGGAUCAGAGUAGCACUCAUGGAAAAACAUUUAUCUGAAUACAUCUCUACAGCUCUGAGGGACUUCAAAACAACCAGGAGAUUUUAUGAAGAUGGAGCAAUUGUCUUGGGUGAGGAAGCAAAUAUGCUUGCUGGCAUGCUGCUUGGACUCAAUGCUAUUGAUUUCAGCUUCUGCCUAAAAGGAGAGGGAUUGGAUGGCAACUUCCCUGCUGUAAUAGACUAUACACCAUAUUUGAAGUUUACCCAAAGUUCUGAUAGUAUCAGCAGUGAUGAGGAAGAGCUAAGGACUUUGGGAAGCAGCGGUAGUGAAAGCAGCACUCCAGAGAAUGUCGGACCUCCUUUCAUCAUGGAUGAAAAUAGUUGGUUUAACAAGUGUAAGAGAGUUAAACAAAAGUAUCAGCUUACCCUGGAACAGAAGGGUUAUCUUGAAGAACUCUUAAGACUUCGAGAGAACCAACUAUCUGAAUCAGUCUCCCAGAAUAAAAUACUACUUCAAAGGAUUGAAGAUUCUGAACUGGCCCAUAAAUUGGAGAAGGAACAAUUAGAAUAUAUAAUUGUGGAACUUCAAGAUCAGCUGACUGUGCUAAAGAAUAAUGAUUUAAGAUCAAGACAAGAGUUAACUGCCCACCUCACCAACCAGUGGCCUUCCCCAGGAGCUCUGGAUGUCAAUGCUGUUGCCUUGGAUACGUUGCUUUACCGAAAACACAAUAAACAGUGGUAUGAGAAAAGUUAUCAAAGUCUUGACCAGCUAUCAGCUGAAGUUAGCCUUUCUCAGACCUCACUUGAUCCAGGCCAGUCACAAGAAGGAGAUGGAAAACAGGAUACAUUAAAUUUAAUCACUGAAGGUAAAGAAGACACUCCCUCAUUACUUGGUCUCUGUGGGUCUCUAACAUCAGUAGCGAGUUACAAGUCUCUAACAAGCCUAAAAUCUAAUGACUACCUUGCAAGCCCUACAACAGAGAUGACAAGUCCAGGCCUGACUCCAUCCUGAAAAAAUUUUAUGUAUUUUAUGUAAAAUCCAGAUGUUUUUAUGUUGUAAAUGUUCAGUUUAUCUAAGUUUGAGUGCUGGGAAGACGUUUGAAGUUUUAUAGCUCUGGCACAUGUCUGUAAUUCUACUGUUUAAAGUCUACUCCAUCUAAACUUAUGAGUGAAAACUAAUGAUCCUGCCGUUUUUCAAUUCUGAAAUUCUCAUCUUUGUUACUGAAGAAUGUCAUUGAGGAAGUUUUAAAAAUGAAUAGGCUUAAACAAAACCUUUAAAAAGAUCCUCCAAAUUAAUAAUCUAAAAACUGUAUAUAUUUAUUAUUCAGCUGAUUUUCAUGUAUUUGUUUAAAUGUAUCUUAGUCACCAGAGACUGGGUUUGAGGUUCUCUUCCAGAGAGUUAAGCUAAAUAUUUUUUCACUCAUCUAUCCAAUGAUUACAAUUUUCACAGAAAAAUGACUUACACAUUUCACUGUUUCAUUAAUUUCUUCCUAGUUCUAAUGUUGAAAUGCCUUCUUUUUAAUAUGAGGUGAAAGUCCUCAGCUGCAGUUACAGAGGCUUAUUUGGUUUUCCUUUAACAUUUAUCAUUUGGUAUCAACUUAACAUUGUGUAAAUUUUGUAGGAAUGUGCCUUUUUAGGCUGUUACUAAUUUGUUAAGGUCAUAGGGAAAGUAUUUUAACAGUAUUUUAGGCCAUUUAGGUAAACUGAAUAGAUAAAUAUCUUAUCUUUGUUUCCCAAGAUUUUAUUAAAAAGAUUUAUUUAAAAAUACAAUCAAGUAGGUCUCAAAAGCUGAAAGUAUUUAAAGAUGUAGACAAAAUGUUGAAAAGCAUUUUAUCAAGAAAGAUUUCAAAUUAAGGAUUUGAGAAGCUUUUAAAUAAGGACCAGUAGGUUUAUCAUCAUACUUAACACUCAAUAUUGGUGGGACAUACAGUACUAUUUUUUCUCCCUUUUGCAACAAGUGAAUUGUGAUGUUUUACAGCCUCUGUCAUUAAUCAUGCUAUAAUCUCAUUUUAAAACUGUUAAUGUUAAAAAUCCCUACACUUCUACAGGUAACAAAUUUUCUUCCUAAAAGGGCUUAUGAUCCUUCUUUUAAAUUCUUUGCCAUUUUUACAACUGCAAAUAAUCAUUUGUCACUAAAAAUUCAACCAUAUUGAGAGAAAAUGUAUUUAGUAUAUUUUCUAUAGGAUAGAGGAAAACAUGAUUAGUUGUGCCAAAGAAGUUUUAUAUAUUGUUUACAUGAAGAAGCUACAAUACUUAUAGAGGACUUCCUAUGGUAUUUUUGUUUAUUAAAUAAAACAUUACAUUCAAGCUUAGUGGCUUUGACAUAGGAAGAAUGUUCCUCCUAAAACUAUUUAUUGAGAGGAGACAGAGCUCUGAACUUUGUCACUUAUUCUUUAUAUUGGCAAUGUAGGACAAUGGUGAUUCCCUGCAAUAUUUACAGCUUGGUCUCAGAAUUUGGAAUUUAAUAAAUAGUAACAAGGCUAGUCUUAUUUAUAAAACAAUCCAAACUAUGUCAUUUCAAGGACAAAGAAGGCCUGGAAGUCCUUAAAGUAAGUUAUCCUAGAUGUGCCAGAACACACACACAGCUUUCUUCAUUUAGUUUAAGGCUUUAAUACUUGUAGAAACGCAAAUAAAUAUUUUGGAGAAAGAGUACCUUUAAUCUGUUCUCAGUCCUGAAUAGCUUAUUGUGAAUGAGGUAUCCAAAGCAGUUUUGAAUCUGCAUGGGGGAUGGAAGGUAUAAAAAUGAGGGCAAUUGGAAACCCUGGGAGGUGUGAGUGAAGAAAUGGUUAAGGAGGGGAACUUCAAAAAUUUUAGGCUGGCCUUGAGCACUACUGCUGCUUUCCUAAGAACUAUCAGAAUAUUCAAAUGCUUUAUCAUUCAUGGUCCACUCUCAGCUGACGUUUAUGAUCCUUUAGUAAUAAUUUUUAAAAAAAUCAUUAAAUUUUUCCAUACAUUUUUAUAAGAAAGGAAAUUCAAGAUUCCAUAAUUGAUAAAUUUUUUCAGAUUUGUCUAAUGUAUAUAGUUAAUGUGUGCAUCUUAACAUGCUGCUAAAUGCAGAUUUAAACAUGACAUCUGAGGAUCAUGACUUUGCCUCCUUUCUUGGAGCUCUUGGUAUAAAAUUCAUCUGCUAUUGUAAAAUUCAGGUUUCUACACAGUUCAUUUCACACUAGUUAUAGAGGUAUUUGUUAAUGUUUGCAUGAGGAAACAAUGUAUGUCUCAAUCUUUAAUUUUAGGUGGUAGUGUUUAUUCAUUUAAAAAAAAAAAGAAUGCUGAAUUAUAUGCCAGUAUUUCCACGUGUAUUUUGUUGCCUUGAUGUACUAUAUUUGUUGCAUGUAUAGUAAACAUUUUGUACAAUGGCAUUAGUGGUCUUUUAUUCUUGACAAAAAGUUACCUGACAAGUUGUACACUGAAUUUUGUUUCAACAAAUAUGGCACGUGUAUUAUUUCUCACCUAAAAUACUAUACUGAAAAUGGAAUUUAGAGAAAUCCUUACUUCAAGUCAUACCAAAUUGAAUACUCUUUUUGUUAAAAAUAA